AUGCCUGCCGACAGCCUCCUUGACAUGGCCCGCCGGGCUUGCGCCCGCAAUGUCCACCGGAUAACCGACAUCGGUGACCUUGAUUAUGACCUGAUCCGACCCAUACUUUUGAAGAUCGAGAGCCCUGAGAAACUCCACCAACUCGAGCUCUCGUCACCGCAAAUCAUCGGCCACGACGCUGAAAUCUGGCUCAACUUCAUCAAGCGAGACAUCCCCGACUGGGACACGAAGCGCCAUGAACCAUCAAACCCGAAGAAUUGGUACAAGGUGUACAAAAAGUUGAAAGCAGAGGCAACUAAGGACUCCUCAAAUGAUGAAGCCAUGCUGAAAGCUGCCUUGGCCGAUAUUCAGAAAGGGAAGGAGCAGAACACAGCGGAGAUUGCGAGCACUGCGCGCAGUGUGGGCUUAUAUUCGAGUAGCAAUGCUCCUGGGCCCUCGCGGAAGGCCAGGAUCGCAUGGAACUAUAUCUCCGGCAAGACAGGGUCCAAGGGCGCCAGCAAAAUGACCCUGCUGGAGAAGAUUCGCAAGGAAGCAAGGAAUGCAAAGGCUGCCAAAAUGAACCGGCCGAUGCACGAACUACACAAGAAGCAGACGGGUGUGGUCAAGGCGCCAGCGCAAUUCGUCGAGGAAGUGAAGAAGAUGAAGGUCCUACAGGCAACAGAGGCCAAGAAACAUCUGAGUCCGCCGCCCAAAAGACCCGUAUCGGGGGUUGGUACAACCGGGACCGUGGGGACAUCGAGGCCACCGAUGCAUGCUCCCCCUACGCAGGCGUCGAAGCCAAAACCUCAGCCUGCUGUUGCAAAUGGCGGAAAGCCGUAUGAUCUCACGAGCGACAGGGAAUCAAGGUUACGAGCCUUGAAGUCGGGGAGACCGGUCAGCAGGGUGGUCGCAGAUCCGAAAGAAAGUCAGAAUACAAAUGGCAGCUUGACCCUUGAUUUCCUCGAAGAUUCGGAGGAUGAUGACUCCAACCAGGGCCAGCCAAAGCGAAAACGGGAUGCAGCAGACGACAAUGCAGAAAUGCCGCGAAAGAUGCUGAAGCCCAACAAUGCCCUCACUGAUGAACUCCUGCCUCGAUCGAGAAGUCCCAUGAAGCUCUCGCCAGCCCCAGGAUCUCGGCCGCAGGGGUUGCAGCCGCUCAAAAGAAAACAUGAAGCACCAAAUCUCUUCCACACAAGCCCCAAUAAACGACCAAAACCAGUAUGA
This is a messenger RNA of Fonsecaea multimorphosa CBS 102226, 1203 nucleotides long. RefSeq lists its product as uncharacterized. Bases 1 to 1203 code for a protein of 400 amino acids. The transcript has 2 exons. Lineage: Eukaryota; Fungi; Ascomycota; Eurotiomycetes; Chaetothyriales; Herpotrichiellaceae. The record is from RefSeq and is a predicted model, not a curated record. Gene Ontology annotation, cellular component: elongin complex; nucleus. Gene Ontology annotation, biological process: transcription elongation by RNA polymerase II.